GCAAGAAUAAAAUAGAACCGGAUUAAUUACUAAAAUAAACCAAACUGCUUUGCGGGCUGUGUAAUAGUGUUAUAAGUGUUUGUGUUCGAGUUAAACGGAAGCAAAGUAAACCGAGUCAGCAAUUAAGCAACUUACUUUGUGGCAAGCGUCUGCGUGCCUUGUGGAACGGGGAAAGGUGACGAGGGACGCUGCAACAAAAAAAGGAGUGGUAGCUUGGAUUUAAAUUGAAGUCAAACCGCCGGGUGGUGCACUCAAUUUCCCCCCAAAAAAAGGAGUAUAUAAAUGAAUAUAUUUUUUAAGCCAGCUCCUGGAGAGCCCAGCAAUAUAGCCGAUAUUUAGGCCAACAAGAGGAACUCUAUACGUGAUUGAGCGGUGAACGAUAAACUUUGGAUGCGGCAACAUACCUGAAGAAGAUCCACAGCAAGAACACAACACAUGCCACGCUCAGUGCAAGCAGUCGACAGCAGCAACAACAAUAUGUAGGCGGCGCACAGAAGCAGCAUCAGCAGUAACAACAACAACAGAACCAAUUCAGCAACCAACAAGCAGCAAUUCCCAUCCAACUUUAAGAACAAAAUAUUUAACACAAAAUACAUCGCGAGGAGGAGGAGCACAAAAGAGGAGGAUUUUUUACACCGGAGUGCCGGACAAGCAUGCAGCACGUGAGCGCUGCGAGCUCGGUGCCAUCAGUUGUAGCCCCGGUCGUGACCACUGGUGGAACCACCAUCACCCUCGGCGGACCGCCGCCAUUGCCUAAAUCAGAGAACAAAGAGGAUGGCAAACCGCCGCACGGCAUAGAAAUGUACAAGGUGAACAUUGAGGAUAUCUCCCAGCUGUUUACAUACCACGAGGUCUUUGGCAAGAUCCACGGCGAUGUUGUGAAUCAUCAGCUGGCGGCGGCGCAUGGCGGACAAUUGCCGCCGCCACCACCCCUGCCACCGCAGACGCAUGCCGUGAGUGCAGCAGCAGCAGCGGCUGCAGCAUCCACCAAUAAUGCCGCUGUGGCGGCCGUAAUGGCCUCAGCGAAUGCUGCUGCAGCGGCAGCGGCGGCCGCUUCGGCGGCGGGCGGCAACGGCCUGCCGGUGGCGACCAGCUCCGGCGGUCAGCAGGGCAGCGCAACGGUUACGACGACCAGUUCGACGGCGAGCAGUGGCAGCGGCAACAGCGGUAGCGGGGGCACCACAACCACGGCGGGUGAGUUGCUUAUGCCUAAAAUGGAGGGCGGCAUUCAUGGCGUGGACGGGCAGUCGACCGUGGCGCUGGCCCCAGACGGGACGCCGAUUGCGACGGGGACCCAUGUGUGCGACAUUUGUGGCAAGAUGUUCCAGUUUCGGUAUCAGCUGAUCGUGCACCGUCGCUACCACAGCGAACGCAAGCCGUUCAUGUGUCAGGUGUGCGGACAGGGUUUCACCACGUCGCAGGACCUGACACGCCAUGGCAAAAUCCACAUCGGUGGCCCCAUGUUCACCUGCAUCGUGUGCUUCAAUGUGUUUGCCAACAACACCAGUCUGGAGCGGCAUAUGAAACGUCAUUCCACGGACAAGCCAUUCGCCUGCACCAUUUGCCAAAAGACCUUUGCCCGCAAAGAGCAUCUGGACAAUCACUUUCGCUCGCACACGGGCGAAACGCCCUUCCGUUGCCAGUACUGCGCCAAGACGUUUACGCGCAAGGAGCAUAUGGUUAACCAUGUGCGCAAACACACGGGUGAGACGCCACAUCGUUGCGAUAUUUGUAAGAAGUCCUUUACGCGCAAGGAACACUAUGUUAACCACUACAUGUGGCACACUGGUCAAACACCGCAUCAGUGUGAUGUAUGCGGCAAGAAAUACACGCGCAAGGAGCAUCUAGCAAAUCAUAUGCGAUCGCAUACCAACGAGACGCCGUUCCGUUGCGAGAUCUGUGGCAAGAGCUUUAGCCGCAAGGAGCACUUCACCAAUCACAUACUCUGGCAUACAGCAGGCGAGACGCCGCAUCGGUGCGACUUCUGCUCCAAGACGUUUACGCGCAAGGAGCACUUGUUAAAUCACGUGCGCCAGCAUACGGGAGAGUCGCCACAUCGCUGCUCCUACUGCAUGAAGACGUUCACGCGCAAGGAGCAUCUGGUUAAUCACAUACGCCAGCACACGGGUGAGACACCGUUCAAGUGCACGUACUGCACGAAAGCGUUCACGCGCAAAGAUCACAUGGUUAAUCAUGUACGGCAACAUACAGGCGAAUCGCCGCACAAGUGCACAUACUGCACCAAGACGUUCACGCGCAAGGAGCAUCUAACGAACCAUGUGCGCCAGCACACGGGCGACUCACCGCACCGUUGCUCCUACUGCAAGAAGACCUUCACACGCAAGGAGCACCUGACGAAUCAUGUGCGCCUGCACACGGGCGACUCGCCGCACAAGUGCGAGUACUGCCAGAAGACAUUCACACGGAAGGAGCACCUGAACAACCAUAUGCGCCAGCACUCAAGCGACAAUCCGCAUUGCUGCAACGUUUGCAACAAGCCGUUCACCCGCAAAGAGCAUCUGAUCAAUCACAUGUCACGCUGUCACACCGGCGAUCGACCCUUCACCUGCGAGACAUGCGGCAAAUCCUUCCCCCUCAAGGGCAAUCUGCUCUUCCAUCAGCGCAGCCACACCAAGGGCCAGGAGAUGGAGCGUCCGUUCUCGUGCGAGAAGUGCCCCAAGAACUUUAUCUGCAAAGGUCACUUGGUCUCGCACAUGCGCUCCCAUUCGGGCGAGAAACCGCACGCGUGCACACUGUGCAGCAAGGCUUUCGUCGAGCGCGGCAAUUUGAAGCGCCACAUGAAGAUGAAUCACCCGGAUGCUAUGAUGCCGCCACCACCCGUGCAUCCGCAUCCGCAAAUACCGGCUGGUGUGCUGACGCAAGUCAAGCAGGAAGUGAAACCGAUCAUAAUUCCCCACCACUCGGCGACGACCACGAUGCACACCAUCCAGCAGAUAACGGCCGGUGCCGCUGGCGGAGCGGGUGCGGUCCAACUGACGCCGGGUCUGGUGCCAUUGGUGACCUCGACGCUGAUUUCGCACAAUGCUGCCGCUCAGCAGCAGUCGCAGAAGCAGCAGGCCGCUCAGCAACAGGCUGCCGCUGCGGCUGCCCAACAACAGGCAGCCGCGCAGCAGCAGGCGGCAGCGGCGGCCCAUCAGCAGCAUCAGCAACAGGUGGCGGCACAGCAUCAGCAGCAGGCGGUGGCCGCACAUCAGCAACAGCAGCAGCAGCUUCAGCAGCAGCAACAACUGCUGCAGCUCUCGAUACAGCAGGCUGCCCAUCAUCAUCAGCAGCAGGAGCAGCAUCGGCAGCAGCAUCAACAGCAGCAGCAGCAACAUCAUCAGCAGCAGCAGCAGGGCCAUCCGCAGGCCCCACCACCGCCGCAACAGCAGCAACAGCCACCGCCACAGGUGCCCAUUGCCUUGAUCAGUGAUCCCAGUGCGCUGGCCCGUGCUGCCAUGCAGCUGCAACAUUUGCCGGCCAAUGUCGAACAGCAUCCGGUGGUUUACUAACAGUAGCCCCCCCUCCUGCACGGCUAUGCACCCGCCACAGCCCACAGUAGUAGUGCCCACAGUACCAGCAGCAGCAGCACCACAACCUCAACGCUAACCACAACGUCAACGGCGGCGUGGUGAGAGCUGAAAGAUCAUUGAUGAUCCCCCCCAAAACAUCUCCCCACAUAUUAAGCAGCUAGUUAUAAAAUAGUUUUUAGCAGCGCGCUGGUUACGCGUACGCAUGGAUUACAGAGGUUGCAACUGGUUGCUGUAGCUUGCUCUCUGUAUUCCGACAGUCUUCCAUUUAUCUCUUUUCCGUCUUUUAACUUUCGCCAACCCAAUACGCCCAAUGUUCAAUAACUCCGCUCUGUCUCCGCUUCCGCCGCCAGCUUUUGACGUGCAAUACGAAUCAUCUCAUAGUUUGUUCUCACCACUCGGUCUCUCUGUAUCUCUCUGUGUAUCUUUAAUGCUUUUGGGCGCUUAGCGUCCUUUUUAUUCCACGUGUUUUCAACAUUUUUGAAAUGUGUGCAAGGCGGCGCAAACGCUUGAUGGAGUUUGAUAGUUGGGAGCAGGGUUCUUCUUCCCAUUUAGCUGUGCUAAAUUUUAAUUCUUUCCCCUCUAACAUUUGUGAACCCUUUCACCUGGUUGAUUGUGUCUGUAACCAGCAGCAGGAGCGCGUCUCAUCGUGUAUUUAAUAUUGUGUUUCGGACUAAGUUAUGAUUAUAAUCAUAUAGAGAGCGACAUUCAUAGAAGCAUCCUCAUUCAAGCGUAACCACAACACACACAUACUUAUACAUAGAAUUAUCGUAUGUAUAAAAUUAUAGUUUGUAAAUAACACGGACACGGACACGAAAUCCUUGGAAAUCUAUCGGAAAAAAUCUACAAUCACAAAUGUAUUAGUUUUGCAUUUUCCAAGGCGUGAGAAUCACACGAAGAUCACUUUCAUCGUAUAUAUAUAUAUCCAUAUACACAUAUUAAUUAUUAACACUCCCGACCCCCGCAGUGGAUGUGUGCGACAACCCAGUUUUUAAUAUCAUCUAACCCUCUGCUGAUGAUUUCGGAUGAGAUAAAACGCGACGCAUAUGCGAGCGUACGAUACACACAUAUACAGAAUAAUAAUAUGACGAAGGGAAAGUCUAGAAGUCUAGGGAUAAGUCAGAAGCAACAAAAACUAACGAGAGAAUGAGAAAAGAAUAAGGAAAAACACAACAAAUUAUUAUAUUUUAAUGUUAGUUGAACUACUAAAAGUAAUAAUUGAGGAGGAAAAGAUGAAUACUGAUAUAAGAUUGAUUACGAUGACAGCGGAUUAUCGAGAUGAGAUAAAGGAUGAUCGGAUGUGGAUCUGAAGAUCGGAAUAGAUUUUAGUUGGGCGAGUGCCGCCCGCUAUCAUUAUGAUUAAUAUUACGAUUACAAUUACGAUUAUGAUAUAUGGAAUACUAAAACCUAUAACAAACAACAAGUUAUUACCCCACUAUUAAAGUUAACAAAAAGGAAAAACAACCACAAGCCCCUAAGGAAAACAACCCAAACCCAAACCAACACACCCCCCAUACACAUAUAUAGACAUAAAUAUAUAUGACGACUAGGCACAACUCUAAAAAUUAUAAUUAAUUAUAUUGUAACCCCCCUAUAAACUGUGCUUAUGUUGAAAACAGUUAAGAACACAACAACCAGAACAAGAGAAGUUGAAACGAAAGAGCGAAACGAUAAUGAAGAGAACGCCCCAAGCGCCACAAGCAAAACAACAUAUCUGCUUUAAAUUUUACAAAAACUAAACAGAAAACCAUAAAAAAAAAAACCCUAAAAAAA
Drosophila subobscura is the source of this 5303-nucleotide messenger RNA. Its product is annotated as zinc finger protein 271. The coding region runs from base 654 to 3512 and encodes 952 amino acids. Gene Ontology annotation, biological process: regulation of transcription by RNA polymerase II. The transcript has 8 exons. NCBI's taxonomy places the organism in Eukaryota, Metazoa, Arthropoda, Insecta, Diptera, Drosophilidae. Gene Ontology annotation, cellular component: nucleus. Gene Ontology annotation, molecular function: RNA polymerase II cis-regulatory region sequence-specific DNA binding; DNA-binding transcription factor activity, RNA polymerase II-specific. The record is from RefSeq and is a predicted model, not a curated record.